Molecule: messenger RNA, 5909 nt
Organism: Mus pahari (shrew mouse)
Lineage: Eukaryota; Metazoa; Chordata; Mammalia; Rodentia; Muridae
Gene: Lrrc55
Product: leucine rich repeat containing 55
Exons: 3
Coding region: 1148-2083 (311 amino acids)
Cellular component (GO): voltage-gated potassium channel complex
Molecular function (GO): voltage-gated potassium channel activity; potassium channel activator activity; transmembrane transporter binding
Source: RefSeq, a predicted model, not a curated record
GACCUGGCUCUGGCGGAAGCCACACACCAAGGCAGCCACGGCACCAGCUGAGUUUCCCAAGAGGCAUUCAGAUUCUGUGAACUUUCUAAGCAUCCUCUCUCAAAUUUCCUUUCAGCGUAAAAGAAGGGGCACAGGGACCACAGGACAGGAAACCGCAGAAGAUGCUGGCCUGGGAUCCAGGAGACAUGGAAGAGGAGAGUCGGGGGAGGGGAAGAGCCGGAUAGGCAAUCUGUUCGGAAGCUAGCAAGCAAAGGAGCGGGGGAUUCCAGGAUGAGGGAGGCAGAGCCGGUCGUCUGCGGCAGAUUGAUGUCUGUGUCCUUGGAACAGAAGUGACUUCUGCCUCCACCUGCUGAGUGCACAGCUGAGCGUGGUGACAGCUUGAAGACAUAGAUAAUGCUUUUCUAACUGACCCCUACCUGUGCCUCCAGAUCCAUGGUGUUUUCCAUAUUCGGCGGUCCAGACAGUGGGUGUCACUUGGGACUUACCCCUCUCUGGGAAGCAAAGAGCACCCCUUGAGAUUUCAGGGACCACUGAAUAUUCAGGCUUUCAGGAGACCCAUGGGAACAUACUUCUCCCCCAUCCUAAAUCUCUGGUCCCAGGUCUCUUGUGAACUCAUGCCCACUGGGCCACCAGGAGAAAUGGCCUCUGGGACCUUGAAUGCUGGAGAUCAAGGUGCUGUUCUGACUUCCUAAUCAGUCCCAGACCUAGAACAGAGCUUAAGUUUUCUUAGAUGAAGUGCCAGGACCUUUAAAGGGCACCUUUCAUCUCCCUCACAUCCUCCCCUGCCCCACCUGUCAGAGACAGCACAAGAGGAAGCAUCCAGCAGGCAUGGGUGACAGAAGCACAAAAGAUCUACAGGGACCCUUCCAGGACCUGCUGACAGCUGCUCCAACUCCAUCCUUGUUCCCCUAGUUUCUUAAGCUUUGAUCAUCCUUUCAGACCCUGGGGUACCUCAACUGGGUCCUUGCUCCCCAGGGUCUACAAAGGGACAUCCUAUGAAUCUUAGGAAGUCCUUGCGUGUUGAGAGGCUCUCAAGGAAGUGUUGAGCCAUGAUAGCACUCUCGCAGAAGCCCCACCUUCUAGACUCAGGCCUCUAAUGUAGCAGCAUCCCUGUAACUUGACUGUUGGACCUAGGGACACCGCUCUCAUGGGCUCCCUACACCACUGCUGCUGCCAGCUGCCAAAGAUGGGUGACACCUGGGCCCAGCUUCCCUGGCCCGGGCCUCCCCAUUCAGCCUUGUUGCUGGUCUUCUUCCUCUUGGCAGCUGGGGUGAUGCACUCCGAUGCGGGUACCAGUUGCCCAGUCCUUUGUACAUGUCGUAACCAAGUAGUGGACUGCAGCAACCAACGGCUAUUCUCCGUACCCCCGGACCUGCCAAUGGACACCCGCAACCUCAGCCUAGCCCACAAUCGCAUUGCAGCUGUACCGCCAGGCUAUCUCACAUGCUACAUGGAGCUCCGCGUGCUGGAUUUGCGAAACAACUCCUUGAUGGAAUUGCCCCCUGGCCUCUUUCUCCACGCCAAGCGCUUAGCACACCUGGAUCUAAGCUACAACAACCUCAGCCACGUGCCAGCUGACAUGUUCCGGGAAGCUCAUGGACUGGUACAUAUCGACCUGAGCCACAACCCCUGGCUGCGGAGGGUGCACCCCCAGGCCUUCCAGGGCCUUGUGCAUCUCAGAGACCUGGACCUCAGCUAUGGUGGCCUGGCUUUUCUGAGCCUUGAAGCCCUUGAGGGCCUCCCGGGGCUGGUGACCCUACAGAUCGGGGGUAACCCAUGGGUAUGCGGCUGCACCAUGGAGCCCUUGCUGAAGUGGCUGCGGAAUCGGAUACAGCGCUGUACAGCGGAUUCUCAGCUGGCUGAGUGUCGGGGACCCCCUGAAGUUGAGGGUGCGCCCCUCUUUUCACUCACUGAAGAGAGCUUCAAGGCCUGCCAUCUGACUCUGACCCUGGAUGAUUACCUCUUCAUCGCAUUUGUGGGCUUUGUGGUCUCCAUCGCUUCCGUAGCCACCAACUUCCUCCUGGGCAUCACGGCCAACUGCUGUCACCGCUGGAGCAAGGCCAAUGAAGAAGAAGAGAUUUGACACAGGUGCCUCUCAUCCCUCCAUGCUGCUGCCUCUGCUGCUGACCACUGGACACCCUGUAUCACGGUGCCCUGGCCACCUCCAUCAUAGCUCAAACAAGGUUGGAAAGCUAGCUUUGUAUGAACAUCCAUCCACUUUGGGCCAGGCACUGUGUUAGCAACUGGGAAUGAAAGACAAAUUCAAUCCGGUCCCUGCCCUUGAGGUACUUACUUCUAAUAAAGGAAAACAAUUCCAAAACAUCCUCUUAUGACAAAAUGCCAAUACUCUGAGCAUAGAGUGAGGGAAGCCAAGCGGAGGGCCCAUCAUCUGUGCCUCACACAGUCCAAGACGAACUGCAGGAAUUAUCUGCUAAGUAGAUAGGGAAGGGUGGACAUAGCAAAUGAUAGGACAUUGUAUGCAGGUUGUGUCGAGAGCAGCAAACCUUGUGGCCUAAAGGCAUAGAGGAGGUAUGUGCAAAAGCAAAGCUCUCCCUCUGACACCCAAUUUUUCAGUUCCCAUUACUGCCUGCCACUGCCCUCUAGGAGUGAGAUAGCCUCCACGCCAGACACCUUGACCUUCUCCCACUAGCAGAAAGGGGAGCGAGAGAACCUCCCAGCGGCUUCCCAAUUGUAGUCUAGUUGUGAGGUAAUCACCUUCAGCACCCUUCCUCCUAUCCCUGUCUCUGCUUCUGACUCAAGCCUUGUCGUCAAAGAAAAGGCAGGAAGCCUCCCAGGGACACCCUGGGACCCCAAUUUAUGUGACUGUUCUUUCCAUGGUGCUCACACCAAAGGAACUCACCAGGAAAGUGCACUGUAGGGUGCAGAUCCUAGCAUGGCAGUACCCCUGGGACAGGAGGACAAAGCCACCGCAUUCAUACCCACAGGAUGGUAUGUCUUCUCUCCUUAGUAACUUGUUCAUUGGAGCAUAAAGAAAGAUAGCUAUUAAUUGCUGGUUCUUGCUAGUGUCGGGCAGUAUAAGCUUCCUCCUCCGACAGGUUCCUUUCACACAUACAAGAGCUCUUUCGGGGGAUUUAUUGUUCCCAUUUGGCAGAUGAGGUCAUCAGGCUCAGAGAAGGUCGCAUGCCUGCUAUGUCAUGUUCAAAAUAAAAUCAGUAGCCUUCAUCACAAUUCUUUCUAAAGCUAUGAAAAUUCAAGUUCAAGCCAUGCUAAUGAAGUUGCCGAUAAGGACCAGGCACUCCUCUGGGCGUGGUUCUAUUUGCUGAUUCAUCUCUUGCCCUUCUCACAGCCAAGGUAGUCUUUAUCAUUCCCACUUUCCAGUUGAAUUCACGGUGGAGAGCUGGGAUGCUUAUCCAAAUUAUCUGCAUGAACAAAGAGUAUGACAGGUGACUCCACUGAGGAAAUAAGAAUCUAAUCAGUCAGAAACCAAGGACUCUGUGGGAAACACAGUGCUCACCGUCUUUGUCGUCAUCUUCAUUUUCCUCAUCCAUGUCACCUGCUUCAUCAUGAUCUUCCCUGUCUCCUUGGGCACUGGAAAGUCUAGGAUGCUUCUUUUGUAUUCUCCUCCUGUGUGGGAAACAAAUCAAAAUGAUGUCCUGCAGAAUGGAAAGUAGAGGCUAAAGGUUGGGUAUGCCUUCAGCCUAAGGCUGGACUCAGUUCUGUCAGGGUUCUCUUUCCAGUGCUUCCUCGGGUACCUGGUAGAAGAGAAGGUCCUGGAAGCCUGCACAGCAGGACCCCAGAAUUCAGCACUCAUUAUAACAAUUAUAAUCACAAAAACCAAUAAAAGGCAGUAAAGCCCAGCUGUGCACAGACUGUGCUCCCAGUGGGGCAACUCCAGCCUCAAGAGGUGCCACAAGUGACAUCUAAAACGCCUCCUUAACAGUAUGAGCACAUCCUUAGAACUGGUGGCUGUGAUGUCUCUUUUUUUAAUCAGAUCUUUGGAAAACAGGAGAUGUACCUCUACUGUGUUGUGUUGCAAGAGAAACUGAAGGAUCUGAGAAAACAAUAGGUGAGAACCCCUGGACAGGACAUGGGGAGACCCAUCUGGGUAGGUCCAGUCCUGUUAGCAAGGCUGGCUUGGGUAAAAAAAUAAAACAAGAGCUUUCUAUCUUGGCUCCAACCCUAGCAAGCAUCCAUCAUACACCUUGCCACCCAGCUGCCCUAAAAUGCAUGGAGAAGGGGAACAUGUCAUAUUCCAACUCAUCUGCAUUGAUCUAAUCAGCCAAAAGAGACCCUGGAAGCUUUCCCCUUCACUCUUGCUUUUAAUGCCUAUGCCAGAGCUCUGCUCCUAUGAAAUAUGACAUAGACCUAUGCCCUACUCUCCCUGACCACUCAACUGUGGCCAGCUAGUUUCCACAAGCUAAGCUUAUUGCAUAAAGUGUUUUUGGAAAGGAAUUUUUAGAAAUAGUAUUCCUGAUUUAAAAAAAAAAAAUCAUUUAACCUUCCAUAGAAGAACACCAUGCUCACUGAUAGUAAUCUGGACACCACUGUUUACUGAAUUAUAGUUACCAUAUUUUAAGAUCUACUACUCUGUUUUACAUAGAAUUAGAACCAGACAAGACACCAAAUGCCUCUUGAGAUCAAAUGUUCUUUUGAGUGGCACAAUUUGAUCUCCAUUAAUGGCAAAGACUUCUAAGCAAGCUAUAUCAAGACAACGUUUCUCCAGCUUCUAAAAGGUCCCCAGUUAACUAAGGCACAAGAAGAGGAACAUUCAGCCUCCACAUGAAUAUGGGAUUCUAAUGCCGCCACCACCAGUUCAGGCUUUCAGAAUUAAGUGUCUCCAAAUAGUCUAAUAAUCCUUGCGACAAAUGUUUACAUGUCCUGGUGAGGACAAGCCCAUUAUGAUGUUCCCAUGAAGUUUUGUUCAGUUUUUUUCCGCACUGGCUAAGGUGGGAUCAUUUGUUUGUCCAUAUGUGUAUCUAUGGUUCACUUAUUUUGGUUGUCUACUGACUUGGAGAAUAUUCCUUUAGAACUUGGGUUCAAAUCUCUAACACAGUCCACACAGUUAUCAAGUUGAUAAACAAAUAUGCACCCUGCCCAUUUGUCUAGCUGCUCAGGAAAUAUGAAAAGAGCCAAUGCUAUAGUGGAAACUAUCUAAUGAGAACCUGGCUCCUCCCUACUUCCCUCUGUCCUCCUCCAUCCCCUAGAGACUUGUACCCAUCACAGAAGUUUUCUUUAUACUGUGUCUGAAGAUAUCAGGUCAUAACUAACCAACAAGCUUAUGCCGGUCAAGGGCUAGCCAAUAAAAUUCUUCUCGGAAAAGAUCCCACAUAUGCAGCACACCAUUCUGGACCAUGCCCCUCUGGCUGUCCUCUAGAUACCACCUUCUUUUCCAUCUUCACCAGGAUUCCCAUGGAAACUUGAAGAAAUACAUUGCCCAGAGAUGCUAUGGAGUUUCAUGGUCUCAGUUAGGGGCUUGAUGUAAUGUAUUUGAAGAGAUCAGGACAUGAAUUUCAUUCCAACCUUUGAAAAAGGUCAAGAGCUCCAUUUUCUCUGUGCACAUACUUGCCGCCACUCUUUCCAGCUGUAGAAGAGCACAAAAAGAUACCUUUGUUCAUUCCUCAAGGCUAGGGAACCUUGUCUUGUUUUGUAUACUCCAGAAGGAGGCAAAAGGAAGUAAUGGAGGCAAGACCCAAGGGCCUUUUGUAAAUCAUGGCACUGGUUGGGAGUUGGGUCCAUAGACCGCGCAGUGUUCCUAAGCCCUGAUGUCUGGUGGUGGGAGGGUUAGGGGAGGAAUUGGGAAGAUGCCAACCUUUGUAUGGAAAUUAUUUUAUAACCAUGCACUUUUGUAACUGUGAAGAAUUUUUCAUAAAUGCACAUUAAUAAUAAAAAAAGUGUAUAGUUUAACGAAUUUUUCUAAAGAGUUGUGAAGAGGAUGGGGGGGAGCAGAA